Myiozetetes cayanensis is the source of this 3760-nucleotide messenger RNA. RefSeq names its product scavenger receptor class F member 1 (gene SCARF1). NCBI's taxonomy places the organism in Eukaryota, Metazoa, Chordata, Aves, Passeriformes, Tyrannidae. The transcript is spliced from 12 exons. The record is from RefSeq and is a predicted model, not a curated record. The coding region runs from base 167 to 2785 and encodes 872 amino acids. Gene Ontology annotation, molecular function: scavenger receptor activity.
CAGCUCAUGGCACAGACUGUGUGGAUGCUCAGCCUUCUGAAUCCAGAAUUAGGAGCUUGAAGAAACCCAAGGCUGGAGGGAGGAAGAGGCCGCACCACGGGAGGGACGGGACAGACGGACGCCAGCGUGGGGCUGGGGAGCCACCAGGACUUGGGCCCUGGUGGGGAUGGGGAGUGCCCGGCCCAUCCUCUGCCUCCAGCUGUGGCUGUGGGUGCACAGCUCUGCCCAGGAACUUGACCCCGAUGGCAGGAACGUCUGCAGGCUCCCCACUGGCCUGGAGUGCUGCCCUGGCUGGAAGCAGGACGGGCAGGAGUGCACAGUUGCACUGUGCGAGGGGAAGGACGCCUGUGGGGAGGACGAGGUGUGUGUGAAACCCGGGGUCUGCCGCUGCAAACCCGGCUUCUUCGGAGCAGACUGCAGUUCCCGCUGCCCCGAGCAGUACUGGGGCCCCGACUGCAAACAGAGCUGCCCGUGCCACCCCAACGGGCGCUGCGACCCGGUGAGCGGCCACUGCACCUGCGACCCCAACCACUGGGGACAGCUCUGCCAGUUCCCCUGCCAGUGUGGCCCCCACGGCCGCUGCGACCCCCAGACGGGCGCCUGCCGCUGCGAGCCGGGCUGGUGGGCGCCCAACUGCAAGAAGCAAUGUCAGUGCAACCUCGCCAGCUCCCACUGCGACCCUCUGACCGGGCUCUGCCGCUGCCUGCCGGGCUGGUGGGGCAGGAGGUGCAGCUUCAAGUGCUCCUGCAACCUCUCUCCCUGCACCCAGGAGACGGGCAAGUGCGAGUGCAAGGCCGGGUUUUGGGGGCCGGCGUGCCAGCGGCGCUGUGAGUGCGUGCGCGGCUCCUGCAGCCCCGUCACCGGCCACUGCACCUGCGACCCCGGCUACCAGGGCAGGAGCUGCCGGGAGCCCUGCCCGGCGGGGAAAUACGGCUCUCAGUGCGUGCACAGCUGUGGGAACUGCAAGCGCAGCCAGCCCUGCUCACCCGUGGAUGGCUUCUGCCUGGCCUGCCAGCCUGGCUGGAACGGGACUCUCUGCAAGGAUCCCUGCGCUCCCGGUUUCCACGGCGAGAGCUGCCUCCAGCCAUGCCCCCGCUGCCGGCGUGGGGAGCCCUGUGACCCCCAGACUGGGUCCUGCCUGCACUGUGAUCCCGGCUGGACAGGACCCAGCUGCAACAACUCCUGCCCCACAGGCACCUUUGGCGAUGGGUGCCAGCUCCUCUGCCCCGAGUGUGUUGCGGGGAGCUGUGAUCCCGUGACAGGAGUUUGCAUCUGCCAGGCAGGCUACUGGGGAGACAGCUGCAACGACACCUGUCCCGAGGGGUAUUUUGGAGUGAAUUGUUCCGAGCCCUGCCAGUGCUCCCGGGGGACCUGCGACCCUGUGCAGGGUCACUGUGUGCUGAGUUUGAAGGACCACGGAGCCCUUGCAGCCGCCAUCCUUGUCCCUCUCCUGCUGCUGCUGCUCUGUGUUGCCUGCUGUUGCUGUGGAGCCGGCCCAGCAGAUGCUAGAGACAGGGCGGCUGUGCCGGACGACGAUGUGGUGGCCAGGAUGAAGCACCACGUGCAGGGGGUGCUGGCGAACCUCGGUGCUAUGAUGCCCUGCUUCAACCUGGCUGGCUCCAAACUCCCCAAAGUCACAGUUUCCCACCACGACACAGAAAUCCCCUUCAACCCCAGCUUCAUCGAGUCGCCAUCGGCUGCGUGGGUUUCAGACAGCUCCUUCUCCUCCUUUGACACUGACAACGAGGGACCUGAGUACUCUGUCCCUCCCAGAGAAGGCAUCCCGCUGCUGGGGGGGGCUGAGCUGCAGGAUGGGGCAUCCCCCCCUGGGGAGGUGCUCCCGGACCCAUCCGCCUUCGACUCCGAGGAUGUGUCCCAGCCCUUCGCCAUCCCUCGCACCUCCAGCAUCGCCAAGGCCAAGCGACCCUCCGUGUCCUUUGCCGAGGGGACAAAAUUUGGGGCAGUGGAGACGCCCAGCCCCGGUCGGAAGCCCAAGACCCCGUGGGGCCCAUCCAAGCUGACCCAAACACCAGGGGAUGUGGCAGCUGAACCCCAGAGCGAGCGACCAGCCAGUGAUUGCUACGAGAACCCUGAGCCCCUCAGCAAGGGGGAGGAAAGCCACCGGCCAUCGCCACGGGCCACCCCGGGGGGACGCAGGAGGGUGAUCUCCAGCACCAGGCACGUGGCCCAGAGAGUGGAGGCACUGGAAGCAGCUGCAAAAUCUGGCAGCUGGGAGGCGAAGGGGAAAGAACCCAACGUCACCACCAUCUACAUGAUGGUGGGAACGGCUGGGCAGGACCCCAAGGCGGAAGGAGGCGGCGAGGGACCGGUCCAGGCUGUGCUGAAGCGUCUGGGCAGCUUGCAGAAGGGCAAGUGGGCUGCCAAGGAGGAGCCCAAGGUGAGGAGGAGCAUGGAGGCCAUCCAGAAACCACCCCGCCGGGCCCUGGCGCAACGCAGAGACUCUGUGAACAGCUGCAAGCAGAGGGAGAGCGUCCCAGGGGCUCCUGCCGAGCCAUCCCCCAGCAAGCACCAGAAUCUCCCUGCGAAGAGACUGUCCCUCCUUCUUGCAGCUCUCUCAUCCAAAAGCACCGGAGCCCAGGACGGGGCCAGCGAAGCUGUGGGUGCCACUGAGAGGGGCAAAAGCCCUGAGUUAGUUGUCAGCCUCGAAACAAAGGGCCAGGCUGCCAUGGAGGAAGAACCCAAAUAUGAGAAUGUGACCAGCAGUGGUGCCAAUUCACCCUCCAGCCCUGGCAAGGAGCUGCUGGCCACCCCUGCAGCCACCUGAGCCACCACUGAUGCCUCCAACCCCAUCCUGGGGGGAGCUGAGAUCCCCCUCCGAUCUGUGAACUGGAGAAGCAUUGAGCCUUUCCCUGAUCCCCUCUCUUCCCUCUGUGCCUUGUUGCUGGACCCUCGCUGGCUGGCACAGCCGGUGAGGCGGGUGAUGUCAAGAGCCACAGCGGUGGCAGCCUGGGGGAUUGUGGUGCUUCAGAGCUGUUUUCCUGCUCCCCCCUGCCCUACCUGCCACGCUGGUGUCUGCAAAGCCUGGGGCCACAGCGAUGCUCUGGAUGUGAUGGUGACACCUUCAAGUCCUGGGGACAUACAGCCUCUUAAACAGGAGCAGGGCUGCUGGAGGCUCAGCUGGGAAAGGCACAGGCAAAAAUCAAUCUCACCCCGUUGGCUUUCGCUUUUCCCUGUCCCAAUUCCAGUGAUGCUGCUCGGAGCCUCUUGCUGUAAAAGGUGCUUCUCGCUGAAGGGGAUUAUUUUGUGGAGCUGGGCUGAGGAGAGAGAAAAUUAAUUUUAGCUGCUUAUCUCAAAGGGUAUCUGGGUCUGCAGGGGUUUAUCUGUGUGGCUUCUGUGGCAGGCCCUGGCUACCUUUGCUUCCACUUACUCAUGCAGCUCAUGGAAAGGCUUGUGGCAUGGCAUGGGGUGUAAAACUCCACACAAUACCAAGCUGCAGCCAUGCGAGAGCAAACGUGGCAGCUGGGCAGUGCCCAUCAACCUGCACACCCAGCACUGUGCUGGUCCCAAUAAGGACAAAAGUUGCACGGAAAAUGGGAUUUCCACGGGUGCCCUGAGCUCCUGUCAUCUCCCACGCCUCGUUCCUGCUGUAAAGGCGGUUGAGAUGUCCAAGAGGAUUGCAGUGUGAUCUGGCUGUAGAUGUGUCUAAGUGGCAGAAGGUUUAUUGUACAUUUUUCUGUUAUUUUGCAUGUGGCAUGAAAGCCUUGGAAUGAAAAUUAAAUGUUACCAAACCCCUUCAGGA